AUGUCUGCAGAAGCGGCCAAUGCGUUUAUUCGAGAAGUUUGGGGUCUGCAAGGCGCUGCAUAUCUUGUGGUAGGACUUCGUUAUUACAGUCGAAUUUCCACCUUGGGUUGGAGAAAGCUCGCUUGGGAUGAUGCUCUGAUGGGCUUAGCGGUGCUGGUCUACACCGCUGAGUCUGUAGCUGCCUAUUUCGUUGUUGCAUACUGGAAAGGUGUGGCCAACAAUGGCAUGACAGACGCACAACGAGCCGCGUUAGAACCAACAUCAGAAGAGUAUAUGCUACGUGUAAACGGCUCCAAAACACAUGUUAUUGGUCUUUUGUUUUAUACAACUUUGCUAUGGUUGUUGAAAGGAUGCUGGGUCGUCUAUUAUUCUCGCUUGACGGAGGGCGUGCACAAGAUGAAGCGCAUCAUCUUCUGGGCCAUAAUAAUCAUGCCUGCCACCUAUAUCGCUUGUCUAUUCGUUGCCUUUUUCAAAUGUAUACCGUUCGACCAUCAGUGGCAGAUUAAUCCCAACCCGGGCAACUCAUGCCUACCCGCUAUUUCCUUUAUCCAAACAAUCUUCGUUAUGGCUAUGAACACCGUUACCGACUUUUAUCUAAUGGCGAUUCCCCUACCGAUGGUUUGGAAGUCCCACUUGCCGUGGAGGAAGAAGAUCACCCUUCUCAUUAUGUUCAGCGGUGGUUUCCUCGAGAUGGCUUUUGGAAUUCUACGCUGUGUGUCUAUUCUUACAGCUGGCGAGACAGAUAGUGCACAAUCGGGCUACUGGUCUGUCCGUGAAUCGUUCGUUUCUGUCGUGCUCACAAAUAUGCCCAUGGUGUACCCCCUCUUCAAGAGCGUCAUUGACAAGAGUCGAAACGCCAGCACAAACAAAAGCACUACUAUGGGCGACAGCCAAGGAUACCGAUUGGGUAGCUAUCCAGGGAAAAAGGGGCCUCGAAGUCACCCUCUUUCUCUUCCGAACGACACCGCCUGGGGGUCUAAAGAACACAUCGUCACUGACUCCGUCGAGAAGGGGACUGGUUAUGGAGGCGAAGAAGCUUCAAUCGACUCAAGCAAGCAGCCUCAGAGCCCGUACAAUUCCUCAGGAAUAAGCAACACCGAGGUGGUUACAGAUAACAAGCACCACUCUAUGUAG
This is a messenger RNA of Colletotrichum truncatum, 1134 nucleotides long. Its product is annotated as integral membrane protein pth11-like protein. The record is from RefSeq and is a predicted model, not a curated record. Lineage: Eukaryota; Fungi; Ascomycota; Sordariomycetes; Glomerellales; Glomerellaceae.